Pocillopora verrucosa is the source of this 2245-nucleotide messenger RNA. RefSeq lists its product as uncharacterized. The record is from RefSeq and is a predicted model, not a curated record. Gene Ontology annotation, cellular component: extracellular region. NCBI's taxonomy places the organism in Eukaryota, Metazoa, Cnidaria, Anthozoa, Scleractinia, Pocilloporidae. Gene Ontology annotation, molecular function: chitin binding.
UUCAAAAUCUAAUGGCAAUAUGGCGUCAUUACAGUGGUCAACUAAUGGACGGAAAUAGCUCCUACAAUGGUUAUUACAAAGGAGGUGGAGCGUGUUCGUUAGACCCCCUAACAUCAGACUACAGCCAUAAGGGUUGGAUCAAGGUCGCAGCAAGUGAUGGAGAGUUUCAAAAAUCACUUGGCUGUGGAAUGUGCGUGGAAAUUACAGGUCAAGGAAUUCUUGCCGAUCUUACUGAAAAAGGAAGAAUACCAAAGACACCAAUCUUAGGCCCAAUAUACGCAUUUGUGAUCGAUCGUUGUGGAAACUGUAAACAAGGGUUCGACUUGUAUACCCCUGGUUCUGACCAGUGGAAGACUCAGUUCAAAGCGAUCGAUUGUCCAACAGUUUCCGGCAUAAAUGGAAACAUCAAGUUCAGAUUCGUGGAGAGCAACCCAUGGGCUAUGAAAUUGCAAACUCGAAAUUCCAGGGUAGUGACGGUUGGACUAGAGAUUUUUCAAAGUGGGAGAUGGAUUUGUCUUCCGAGAACAGAUGAUAAUUUCUUCCUGGUGGGAUCACCUAAUAAAAUAAAUUUUCCCUUGCGAGUACGCUUGACAAGUGUUAGUGGAGAGCAAGUGGAGUCGACCAUCACAGAGCUGAAGAAUAACGUAGAUCUUACUUCUUCUGUGCAGUUCUCAGGGUUCAUAAAAGGAAGUGACCCACGUACGAUCACAUGUUAUGGUCAAGGUCCUAACUCAGGAAAAAGUGACGACGAGACAGGUGAUGAGGCAUUUUGCAGAGACAAACUGGAUGGUUACUACCAAGAUACCAGGGAUUGUGUAGCAUUUUAUCAGUGCUUUAAAGGCACUACCUACAGACGACGUUGUAAUAGGGGCCAAGUAUUUAACGAUAUGCUAAAGUCAUGUGACAAUCCGACAAAUUUUCCAUGUCGCCAAAGAUCACUCAUCAGCCCUCUAAAUGCUGACAAAUUUACGAGUUCAGCGAUAUCCCCCAAGAUGGAACUGAACAUACAUCAACCGACCCCGGAUUUAUUAAAAAGAGUGGACGAAACCUUCUGUGUUACUAAACUUGAUGGCUUCUACGAAGACCCCAACAACUGUACAUCAUUUUACCAAUGUCUGAAUGGCAGAGCUACAAAGAGACACUGUUUGAAAGGAAUGGUGUUCAAUGCUUUACUGAAGUCAUGUGACACACCACAGAGCUUUCCAUGCCGGACGACAGAAGGCACUGAAGUUGGGCAAUCAGAAUCCACUGAACCGGAAGUCAAACCAACUCACCGCCAAGGAAUGAACACGGGUGAAAGCCUGGGCAUGAGCAAUCUUGCGACGGACAGAAAUGGAAACACGCCAUUGACACCAGUAAAACCAGUUAGACCAGCCGUAAAAUCCGACGCAAAUACCAACGAAGUAAUAGUGGACAAGGAGUUCUGCCUAGAGAGACCUAGCGGAAAUUACGCGGACCCAUACGACUGCUCAAGUUUCUACUCGUGUUCAUUGGAAGAGACGAAGAGGGAGACCUGUCCGAGAGGUUUGCACUAUAACUACAACACGGGCGAGUGUGAUUGGCCCUUUAAUGUUAAGUGCGCCCCACCCCCGCCCUAUAAACCUCGGAUACGUAAAGUAUCUGUGUACAAACCAGGAAACGAUAAGGCCAUGACUAUCAAUGGAUUCAUAACACAUAUCAUGGCUGUGGCAAAGAGGCGCACCAUCCGAAAGGUGUAGAAGAAACACGGCUUAAGGGAUGCAAGAUAGUGCUCGGACUAAUACACAGACAUUCACGCAUUUAAGGUUUCAAACUCCAACCAUUUUGUAAUGGGCAAACCGGACGGAAGACAGUUCAUUUUGCCAAUCACCUUUGAUGAAUGUGAUUUGCGAGACAAACGAACUGAUCGUUUCUAACUCAGAAAUUCUCUAUUUGACAACAAUUAACAACAGUCUCUUUUAGAUGUACUCUCAUCCAGACGAUCAUAACGCAUGAUAAACUACUUUUUUCCCCUUUACGAAUGCAUAUGGUUUAACGAUGGUUAAACAUAUCUCCAAACAGCAAGAAUGAUAUUUCUUAAAACAUAUUUCUCAAAUCCACCUCUCCAUGGAAAAAGUCUUUCAUAAAACAGUUGCUAAGCAAAAGAAAGUCGACUACAGGGAAUACACCGAGUGACGGGAUUUGAGAGGAUAUUACAAAGUUGAAAUUAUAUAAUUUGCGUCCAUAAAUAUUUGAGUUGCAAAGCACUUUAUUAAACAAUCGUUCA